GGUACAACUUCAAGAGAAAUCUAUCUCUUUUUAACAAUAAGAGAGAAACAAUUGAAAAAGGAGUAAAAUGGGUAUAGAAAGGAAAAGUAACGAUAUGUCCUAGAAAAACAGAUGUUUAUAAAGAAAGGCAAGAUGAGACCGAUUGAGCUUCUCUAAUAUAGUUUAACAUUCUUAUGUGUGAUACAUAUUUUCGCGCAAGAUUUACACACUACAUAUUUAUUACGUGGAGAUAUCAUAUGUAUAUAUUAUAUAUAUAUAUAUGUACGCAUACAUAUAUAUAUGUAUGAUUAGGGAGUGAUAAGUGAUAUACACGUCACACGAGUGAAUUGACAGUUUAAUUAAUCGUGCCACGAUAUAAGACAGUGUGUUUUGUGUGAAAGUUGGAAAAUUUUUUGGAAAUUUUAUAAAAAAUUAUGUUCCCAUGAUGAUGUAGAAAUGUAAAAUUUCCAUCUUAGUAUUAUAUAUCGAAUUAAAAUAUAUAUUACAAGAGGUUGAAAAGAUUAACUAUUUAGAAAGAACUAUGUUGGGUAAUUAUACUGCCAUUCAACGUCCAAAAGAGCAAGCUCCUACUAAUGGUGCUCAGAAAAUUUCUGAGAAAAAAAUAUCCACUCCAAUGGAACACAAUUUAAGCCAUCCACACAAUGUUUCAAUUCAGAAUUUGGAUCCAGAUCAUUUAACACUCUGGCAACAUCCAAUUACAACAUUACAUUAUUUUUUUAGCGAAGUGUUCAUUAAUAUACUUAGUUUAGUGAAGAAAACUUUGCUUUACAAACGAACAGUAUGCACUAUAAUUUCAAUUAUGUUACUAUUUCUCCUAUCAGGCCGAAUAUCUGGUCCACAACAAGAGAUUUUUAAGUUAUGGGAAGCAAAGAUUAUAUGGUGGUUGUAUUGGAUAGGAUUAGGUGUAUUAUCAAGUGUAGGUCUUGGAACAGGUCUGCAUACUUUUGUGUUAUAUUUAGGACCACACAUAGCAGCUGUUACUAUGGCAGCAUAUGAAUGUGGUACUUUGAAUUUUCCUGAACCACCAUAUCCUGAUCAGAUAGUAUGCCCAACAAAAAUUGAUCCAAUGUGGGCAGUAGGUAUAUUAAAUAUUAUGAAAAAAGUACGUGUAGAAGCCAUGUUAUGGGGAGCUGGUACUGCACUUGGCGAGUUACCACCAUAUUUUAUGGCUAGAGCUGCAAGAAUAAGUGGACAAAAUAGUAAAAAUGAAAAUCAAGAUUUAAAAGAGUUAGAAGCUUUGGAAGAAUUAGAAAAUGAGAAAGAUGUAUCAUUUGUAAUGCGUAUCAAACUAUAUAUGAAGCAAUUUGUUGAGAAAGCUGGAUUCUGGGGCAUUUUAGCUUGCGCAUCAAUUCCAAAUCCACUGUUUGAUCUGGCUGGUUUGACAUGUGGACAUUAUCUCAUUCCAUUCUGGACAUUCUUUGGUGCGACAUUAAUAGGAAAAGCUGUCAUCAAAAUGCAUAUACAACAAUUAGCAGUAAUCAUAGCCUUUAAUGAGGAACUUUUAGAUAAAUUUAUUAGCUUAUUAGCAAUCAUACCAUUUGUUGGUAGAAAAUUUCAAGAACCAUUAAAGAAAUAUUUUGUUGAACAAAAACAAAAGCUACAUGUUAAGUCAUCUAUGGAUGGAACAACAACAAUAUCAUGGUUGUUUGACAAAUUUGUAACAGUAAUGGUCUGCUACUUUCUAGUGACGAUUAUUCACGCACUAGCACGAAAUCAUCAUCGCAGACGAACAAAACCAUCUAUUGAUUAAAACUUAAAAGACAUAGGACGAUUAGAAAUAAACUUUUACCGCAACAUGUAGAUAAAUAUAAAUUGUUUUUAUGGCAAGAAAAAUAAGAUACCUAAAAAUAUGGGGAAUAUAUUAUAGUUUUCAUUUCUGCAAUUUUGAUUU
This is a messenger RNA of Camponotus floridanus (Florida carpenter ant), 1891 nucleotides long. Its product is annotated as vacuole membrane protein 1. The record is from RefSeq and is a predicted model, not a curated record. The transcript is spliced from 5 exons. Lineage: Eukaryota; Metazoa; Arthropoda; Insecta; Hymenoptera; Formicidae. The coding region runs from base 521 to 1750 and encodes 409 amino acids.